AUGUCUGACAGCGAAGAUAACAUGACACCCGAGCCACCGGUGAUUGACCCUUAUGAGGUGCUCGGCCUCGAGCGUACCGCGACACCUGACCAAAUUAAGAAAGCCUACCGCAAGGCUUCCCUCAAGACUCAUCCUGACAAGGUCCCCGAAGACCAAAAAGACGAAGCCACGACCGCCUUCCAAAGCAUCGCCUUCGCCUACGCCAUCCUCUCCGACCCAGCCCGGCGCAAACGCUACGACGCAACCGGCUCCACCUCCGAAUCCAUAGUCGACUCAGAAGGCUUCAACUGGUCCGACUUCUACCGCGAACAGUUUGCCGAGGCCAUAAGCGAAGAUGCCAUCAACAAGUUCGCCGCCAAGUACAAGGGGAGCGACGAGGAGAAGGACGACGUCCUCAUCGCAUACGAACAGCACAAGGGCGACAUGGACGCCAUCUACGAGACAGUCAUGCUGAGCGACGUCCUGGCAGACGACGAGCGCUUCCGGCGCAUCAUCGACGAGGCCAUCGAGAGCGGCGACGUCAAGGGGUACAAGGCCUACACCAAGGAGACCGCUAAGUCCAAGCAGGCACGGGUGAAAGCCGCACAAGGCGAGGCCCGCGAGGCGGAGGACUACGCGAAGGAGCUGGGCGUGCAUGAAAAGCUGUUUGGCGACAAGAAGGGCGCCAAGGGCAAGGGCAGGUCGAAGGGCAAGGAGAACCCGGAAGACGCACUGGCGGCCCUGAUAAGCAGCAGGCAGAAGGACCGCGGCGAGGAUUUCUUCGACCACCUGGCGGAGAAGUACGGUGCUGGGUCGGCCAAGAAGUCGGCCAAGGGGAAGAAGAAGAAGGCCGUCGAGGAGGAGCCUGACGAGGCGGCUUUCCAGGCCGCCGCUGCGAGACUUGGCAAGAAGAAGGCCUCUGAGGACCCUGCGCCGAAAGCAUCUAAGAAAUUGAGGCACUAA
Messenger RNA from Diaporthe citri, 942 nucleotides. RefSeq lists its product as uncharacterized. Gene Ontology annotation, cellular component: cytoplasm; nucleus. The transcript has 2 exons. The record is from RefSeq and is a predicted model, not a curated record. The coding region runs from base 1 to 942 and encodes 313 amino acids. Gene Ontology annotation, molecular function: heat shock protein binding. Lineage: Eukaryota; Fungi; Ascomycota; Sordariomycetes; Diaporthales; Diaporthaceae.